Bipolaris oryzae ATCC 44560 is the source of this 981-nucleotide messenger RNA. RefSeq lists its product as uncharacterized. Gene Ontology annotation, cellular component: plasma membrane. Bases 1 to 981 code for a protein of 326 amino acids. The transcript is spliced from 6 exons. The record is from RefSeq and is a predicted model, not a curated record. Gene Ontology annotation, molecular function: acetate transmembrane transporter activity. NCBI's taxonomy places the organism in Eukaryota, Fungi, Ascomycota, Dothideomycetes, Pleosporales, Pleosporaceae.
AUGGACUCGCCAAACGGCGCUCAUCUGAGCCCAACUCGGGACGCAGAGACACUGUCGGCUGGAUCAACUGCAAGGAACGAAUCAACAGCAAGAACCAUGGAUGUCAACAAUUGUUUGGAAAAGGACUUUUCACAGCCCAAUGGAUAUGGCAACGGCUUUCCUGGGCACCUCAACCUCGAUGCUUCAGUUGAUUCCAAUACCGCGCUUCAUCAUAUCCGGACAGCAGGCAGUAUUUCCAUCUCGCCAGAAUUGUUUGAGAAGCUCUAUCUCUCGCCCCCAAAUAAAGUAAAAGGCGAAUUAAGGAAGACCUUCGGCAACCCCACACCAAUCGCUAUCAUUGGUUUCUUGCUGUCUCUGUUUCCGCUGAGUAUGACUCUUAUGGGUUGGCGAGGCGCUGGAGGUACUGGCGCGGCGAACAUUGGGUGGUAUUAUUUUGCCGGAGGUCUUCUAAUGGUUCUUGGUGGCCUUGGUGAAUGGAUUCUAGGCAACACCUUUCCAUUCGUCGUAUUCUGUUCUUUUGGGGCUUUUUGGCUAGGCUUCGGCGCUACACUCCAGCCGUUUUACAACGCAUACGGGGCAUAUGCCAAUCCCUCAGUCCAAGGCAGCACAGGUCUGGAGUCCGUCGGCUUUAAUGUCGGUAUCGCAUACUUCCAAAUCGCCAUGGCCAUCCUGUGCCUCAUCUUCCUCAUCUGCUCCAUCCGUACGAACUUGGUCUUCUUCAUGAUCUUCUUCAGUCUGACGCCAGCAUUCGGCCUUCUAGCGGGUAGCUAUUUUCAGGCUGCCAAUGGCAGGGCAUCUCUUGCUAAGAAGCUAGCCGAGGCUGGUGGUGCAUUCUGCUUUGUUGCAUGCUUAUGCGGAUGGUACAUAUUCUUUGCUAUAAUGCUGGCCAGUGUCGAUUUUCCCUUCAAUAUCCCCAUUGUGGACCUGUCCAGUGUAGUCAAAGGGGCGAGCGAGAAACGCAAAGUCGAACACGUUGAGUGA